Messenger RNA from Eublepharis macularius, 2142 nucleotides. RefSeq names its product zinc finger MYND-type containing 15 (gene ZMYND15). The record is from RefSeq and is a predicted model, not a curated record. Gene Ontology annotation, biological process: negative regulation of DNA-templated transcription; spermatid development. Gene Ontology annotation, molecular function: histone deacetylase binding. Lineage: Eukaryota; Metazoa; Chordata; Lepidosauria; Squamata; Eublepharidae. The transcript is spliced from 12 exons.
AUGGAGUUUGUCACUGGCUACCGGGCAGAGAUUCUGGACUUUGCUGAGUUGCUCUUUGGCUGGUACCGGCGGUUCCUCCUGGACGCAGCCUGCCGCAGGGGCAGCGAGAGGCGCAAGCGACAGGAAGGCUCCCUCCGCCGCUUGCCCCCAGACCCGGCCCUUUGGGUCUUGCAUGUGCUUUGCAACCGGUCGCUGGCGUUCACAAUAGCGGACCCUGGCCAGCAGGCAGGGGGCCGCUUCUACAGUGAGGAGGCUCUGGUGCUGAGGGACCUGGACCGCUUCAUCACCUUCGUGAGCACGGGUGAGGAGGAAGAGCAGGCUGCGACCCCGGAAACAGCCCCGCCUCUCUGGCGCGUGGACCGCCUCUUGCUGCUGACGGAUGAGCACGGCACCAUCCUGGGCUUUGACUUCUUGCUGGGGGGGCCGUGGGGGGCCUCUGGGCAGGAGCCCCUGGAGCCUCGUGCCCUGGCCCUUCUCUGCCACAGCAUGACCUGCCCACUGGGGGCCGGGGAGGCCCGCAGGCCCAGGCUGCUCACCGUGGGAGACCCUGCCUUGCACAAGUCCCUGGAGCCGCUGCUGUCCCGGCUGGGUGUGAAAAUGAGCAAGGGGCCGAUGCGGGGCUGGGGGCCCAAGCCGACGUUCACCUUCCCCACCACUCGCGUGCGAGCCUGCCACGUGUGCAAGCGGCACAGCUUCGAGGGCCAGGUCACCGCCUGGCCUCCUCCGGGCACGCGGGAGGGAGCCCCGCCGCGCCCUCAGCAGGCCUCCCUCUCCCUGCCCCUCCGCAGCCAGCACUGCCGCGCCGUCUUCUACUGCUCCGAGCGCUGCCGCAAGCUCGACUGGAGCCGCAGCCCCGAGGACACCGGGCACCAGGCGUGGUGCCAGCGCAUGGCGGCCUACAUGGGCCGCGCGCGGGAGCUGGCCAGCCUGCCCUUCACCUUCGCCGCGGAGGCCGCGAGCGACAGCUUCAACAAGGAGGUCUUCCUGGCGGCGCGGGGCCUGACCCGCGGCUACUGGGCGGCCGAGAGCAUGCUGGUGCGCGCGCCCGACUACGGCCUGGGCCUGGGCCUGCGCGGCCGGCCAGAGGAGCCGGCGGCCGCCUUCCUGCGCAGCGGUGAGAGCCGGGGCCGGGCCGGGGCCGGGCAGCGUCUGCCUGCCUGCCUGACCGACCGACCGACCGACCGCCUUUUCCUCGCAGGCAACCCCUUCGAGGGCCUGCGGCCGGAAGGAGGGACAGCCCUGCCCGCCGCCCCCGCCGAGCCGCCGGCCCCGCGGGCCUUCUUCGGCUCGUGGAAAGACUACUACCAGUGGCGGGGGCUGCCCCUGGGCGCCCCCCUGGCCGUCCUCCUCAGCUACCCGCUCACUGCCUACUACAUCAUCACCCAGCUGGCCCCCCAGCACUUUCCAGAGCUGAACAUCCUGAACAAGCAGUCCCUCAAGAUCCACGUGGUAGAGGCCGGCAAAGAGUUUGGGGUUCUUAUGGUCUUCUGGGAGCUUUCAGUCCUGCUUCCCCACGUCUCACUGGAGCUGCUGUUUGUGGGGGACACGCUGCCCCCUGAACUGGACGGCCAGCAGUUUCUGCUGCAAAGAGAUGUGAGUCCCGCCUCCCUUCUGAUUUCUCCCAGCAGCUGAGUCUCUGUCCAGUCUGGAUUAGCUGCCAGAUCCAAAGUGGGUCGCAGGGAACUGCAGAUGGGCUUUAGUGCCCGCCCGUACCACCUCUUGCAAGCACCCAAGCCGGACCUGGUAAUUGGAUUCAACUCCGGCUUUGCCCUCAAGGAAACGUGGCUGAGUUCUCUGCCGCGGCUCCAGUCCCUCCGGGUCCCCGCCUAUUUCACCGAAUGCAGCGAAUACAGUUGUGCCGUGGAUGAGGCUGCUGUGUCCAUGGCGACGGGGGGCAGUGCCAGCCCUGCCCACAUGAAUCCCUUCCGUUCACCCUUUCGCCAAGCUGGCAUUGACAAUGCAAUGCCCUGGUACGACAAUGCCUUCGUCUUCCAUCUGAUAUACAAGGCAGCCGCCAGCAACCACCGGCAGGUCCCUGCCCCUCUUUCCCCGCCCCUCCCAGCCAGCGGGAACUCAGAGCCGACACGCAGCCGGCGCAAGGAGAGGAGGCAGAUCCGCACAGGAGGGCGCCGGCGCAAGUGA